Molecule: messenger RNA, 2143 nt
Organism: Myripristis murdjan (pinecone soldierfish)
Lineage: Eukaryota; Metazoa; Chordata; Actinopteri; Holocentriformes; Holocentridae
Gene: nptx2b
Product: neuronal pentraxin IIb
Exons: 6
Coding region: 89-1405 (438 amino acids)
Source: RefSeq, a predicted model, not a curated record
GAAACGGGGUCCACUGAACAUACUGGAGAACAGAGGGAAGAUGAAAAUCAACAGGAACGUGCCUGGAUACGGUUCCCAAGCGUGAAAAAUGUUUCCACUCUUGUAUGGAUUGUUGUGCUUCUGUGCGCUUGGCUGCGGUCAACUUGCGAGCUGCCAGCCUGACGACGGAAAGCGGUACAUCUGCCGGGCCAUCCCGAUCAGUGGCGAUGCCAGCUGCCCGGUGACACUGUUACCCGAACUGAACACCGGGGGCCAGGAAGAGGAGCUCAGAAACACCGUAAUGCAGCUACGGGAGACAAUCCUCCAGCAGAAAGAAACGAUCGCCAACCAGCUGGGUACCAUCAAUGAGCUGACCACCAAGCUCUCCCUCUGCGCCUCAGCCUCCGAGGAUGGGAAGUAUAAAAACGGAGCGUCCUGGGGCAAAGAUAAGCAAAACACAAUGGGGGACGUUCCCAGAGAUCCUAAUGACACCAUUGACAGUCUUGGGAAAACCAUGCAGGGGCUGAAAGACCGCCUGGAGAACCUGGAGCAACAGCAGAUGCGGGCCAACAGCUCGGGUGCCUCAUUCCCCAGCGAGCUCCGCGACCUGCUGCAGCGCCGGCUGGGUGAGCUGGAGAAGCAGCUGCUGAGGAAAGUCAGUAACCUAGAGGAGGAGAAGAGCAUGCUGUCCAAUGCCACAGCCGCCUAUAGGAUGAAGACAGAGAGCACGCUCAACGCCCUGGUGGAAAGGAUCAGUGAACUGGAGAAAGGCGGAGGAGACUUCAAGUCCCCAGAGCAGUUUAAGCUGUCUCUCCCGCUGCGUACCAACUACCUGUACGGCCGCAUUACCAAGAGCCUGCCGGAAAUGUACGCCUUCACCCUCUGCAUGUGGAUAAAGUCCAGCGCCACCAUCGGCAUUGGCACGCCUUUCUCUUACGGUGCAGCGGGGCAAGCAAAUGAGAUCGUGCUCAUCGAAUGGGGCAAUAACCCUAUUGAGUUACUGAUCAAUGACAAGGUGGCCCAGCUGCCUUUGGCGGUGCGUGACGGGAGGUGGCAUCACAUCUGCAUUGCCUGGACCACACGAGACGGCCAAUGGGAGGCUUACCAAGACGGGGAAAAGCUGGGUGGUGGAGACAACCUGGCUGCCUGGCAUCCAAUCAGACCUGGAGGAGUCAUCAUCCUGGGGCAGGAACAGGACGCAGUGGGCGGGCGCUUUGAUGCCGGGCAGGCGUUCGUGGGCGAGCUGAGUCAGGUGAACAUCUGGGACCGGGUUCUGAAGCCCGUCGAGAUCCAGACCAUGGCUAACUGCUCGGCAUACAUGCCUGGGAACAUUAUCUCCUGGCUAGCAAGCAACGUGGAGGUGUUCGGGAGAGGAGCCUUCAAACGGCCACUGGAGACGUGUCAGGACCGGCUGCCCAACGCUUAGAGUCACUCUCUCUCUUCGUCUCUCAUUUCAUUAGCUGUCAUUUCUAUCCAUUUGGCGUUUUCAUGUCUCUGCUCUGACUGUCAAGUGGUUGUUAUUGACUAUGUGUUAUUUACAGGUGUCUGAGAAAAAUCCGUGGUUUAAGCAGCUUAGCAUGCAGAGAAAUUUCACUUAUCAAUUCUGUAAGCCAGAUGCUGCGAACGGGAUCUCUCAAAAUGAAAUGCGUGCACUCACAUGACAUCAAGGCAUUCACUUAAGCUUCGACAAACACAUUUAUGGAUCUGUAGCGACGGACGAGGGAAUACACCAAAGUGCAAAAUGGUACAUGGACGCUAACACAUACACACUAUUGUGCAUACACACGUUCACAUGCACAGAGAUGUGUUACACAAGUACUUUGAUCCAAGGUAGCUGAGUAGUUAAAAACAUAUUCCAGCUGCACUAAUAGUUCCCAAGGCGCUUUAUUAGUCGCUGCAUGGCAACCAGAGAGCGAGGUAUUGAUUUUUUCCCCUUGUUUGCUCUUGGUUUUUGUUUUUAUCUAUGUUCGCUAUUUGAAGAAAACUUUGCAGUGAGUUUAUGCGCAUUGAUAGCCGCUGUGUAAAAGUCAUAAUACACAAGAGGGGCGUUCUGUACCAUGAUUGUUGGUAAUGGAGUGCUGACUGCAUUCAUUUCUGCCUCUUGGUUAUUGCAUCACUGUUACACCCGCCACGGUGAAGAAUGCAAUCUCAGACAUAAUUGCUA